GAGCAAAUAAGCAAAUGACCAUCGCCUAUCGGGAAUGGACUACUAUGAACCCACUCGCUUCCAACUCAAAUCUGGACUGCGCCAUCUCUCUCUUCUGCCUUCCUGCGUCGCCUGCGCGCGUUAGGGUUUCUGAGUUGGGCCUUCUGGCGGUCGUAGAUGUGGAGGAGAUCUGCCUCCUUCGUCCUCGACAGGCAACCAAACCCUCCCGAUCGGGCGGGUGCGCCCUCCGACAUGACUGAGCUCCGCCAGCCGCCGGCCAGCUCGGCCUACUACCAGACCCGCGCCGAGCACCACACGGUCACCAGCGAUUGGCUGGCUCAGGCCCAGGCAGCCACCUCAUCAGACCGCACGCAGCCGAUCCGGCAGUUCAAGCUGCCCGAAGCCGACGGCGUGUGCUCGGACGGGGCCACGACCUUCAGCGUUAUCGAAGAGUUCAAUUACUGGAGGAAGAAACCGGAUCUCGCGGAGGCCGUCGCGGCAAUUAUGGCACUGGCUUCCGUCAUUCGGUCGAGCAAGGCGACGACGAUGAUGGAGCUCGAGAUUGAGUUGAAGAAGGCCGUCGAUUCUCUCAAGUCAUGGGACACAACAUCUAUUUCCUUGACAGCCGCCUGUGAUCUGUUCAUGCGCUAUGUGACAAGAACUACUGCUUUGGAGUAUGAAAAUUUUGAUGCAGCCAAAUGUCGUCUCAUUGAAAGAGGGGAGAAAUUUGGCGAGAUCUCUCUCAAGGCACGCAGAACAAUUGCAAUGCUUAGUCAAGAUUUUAUAUUUGAUGGUUGUACAAUUUUGGUCCAUGGUUUCUCAAGAGUUGUCCUUGAAGUACUUAAGAUGGCUGCAGGAAAUGGGAAGAUCUUCCGAGUCUUUUGUACAGAAGGAAGGCCAGAUAAGACAGGUUUACGCUUUGCAAAGGAAAUGGUUACACUUGGGGUGCCUGUAAAGCUGCUUAUUGACUCAGCAGUGGCGUACACAAUGGAUGAGGUUGACAUGGUAUUGUUUGGAGCUGAUGGCGUUGUUGAAAGUGGUGGCAUCAUCAAUAUGAUGGGCACUUAUCAAACUGCAUUGGUAGCUCGUAGCAUGAACAAGCCUGUUUAUGUAGCUGCAGAAAGCUACAAGUUUGCUCGACUCUAUCCACUGGAUCAGAAGGACUUAUCUCCAGCUCUUCGUCCAAUUGAUUUUGGACUACCAGUGCCUGCACCAAUUGAGGCUGAGUCAUCUGCAAGAGACUAUACACCUCCUCAAUACCUCACUCUUUUGUUCACAGAUUUGGGCGUGCUCACACCCUCUGUUGUGAGCGAUGAGCUGAUUCAAUUAUACUUGUAAUUCUAAUCAAGAUCCCGCAUGGACAAGGAUGCCAAUGUAACCCUUCACAGCGACCAUUGCGAUUGCUAAUUUGAUAUGGAACAUGGCCAUCUGGCCAGUCCUUACUGACAAAUUGCGGGACAAAGAUUUUGUUUCUUAUAAAGGCUGUUCAUAAGAAAUAUGAAUCGUUAGCUGGA
Nymphaea colorata (pocket water lily) is the source of this 1493-nucleotide messenger RNA. RefSeq lists its product as uncharacterized. The record is from RefSeq and is a predicted model, not a curated record. The coding region runs from base 157 to 1317 and encodes 386 amino acids. The transcript has 5 exons. Gene Ontology annotation, cellular component: eukaryotic translation initiation factor 2B complex. Gene Ontology annotation, molecular function: guanyl-nucleotide exchange factor activity; translation initiation factor activity. NCBI's taxonomy places the organism in Eukaryota, Viridiplantae, Streptophyta, Magnoliopsida, Nymphaeales, Nymphaeaceae. Gene Ontology annotation, biological process: translational initiation.